AGCGGAGCGAGGCGGGGCGGCGGGGUUAUGUAAAGCCGCGGAUUACCGGGGCCCGGGCCCGGGGCGGCGCCGCCAUGGGAGCAUCGAGCAGCGGCCCCGGCCCGGCCCCGGUGCGGCCCCCCCAGGGCCGCGCUGUGGGGUCGUGGGUGCGGGCGCUGUUGGGCCGCACCCGGCCGGUCCCGGGGUCGGGGCUCGCCCUGGUCCCGCGGGGAGGCACCGAGGAGCCGCCGGUGCCCGGGUGGCCGCUGCCGCAGCUCGUCUCGCUGUUCCUGCCGGAGUUCCCGGUGCGCUCCUCCGCCCGCCAGCAGCAGCUCAAGAUCCUGGGUUUCGUGGCCAAAGGCUCCUUUGGGACCAUCCUCAAGGUGCUGGACUGCGGGCGGGAGAAGGUCUGCGCCGUGAAGGUCGUGCCUAAAGUGGAGGUGCUGCGCCGAGACACCCUGAAGCAGUGCAAGGAAGAAGUCAGCAUCCAGAGACAGGUCAGGCACCCGUUUGUGCACGGGCUGGGGGACAGCUGGCAGGGCCAGCGCCACCUCUUCAUCAUGUGCACCUACUGCAGCACCGGGGACCUGCACGCCCUGUGGCGCGCAGCCGGGUCCUUCACCGAGGCCACCGUCCGCCUGUUCGCUGCCGAGCUGGUGCUGGUGCUGGUGUACCUGCACGACCUGGGCAUCAUACACAGAGAUGUGAAGAUGGAGAACAUCCUCCUGGAUGAGCGAGGGCACCUCAAGCUCACUGACUUCGGCCUCUCCCGGCACCUGCAGUGGGGCGAGCGAGCCCACACCAUCUGUGGCACCCUGCAGUACAUGGCCCCAGAGGUGCUGAGCGGGGGGCCCUACAGCCAUGCAGCCGACUGGUGGUCCCUGGGUGUCCUGCUCUUUGCUCUGGCCAGCGGGGAGUUCCCCGUGGCACCGGCAGGGGACCAUGUGGCCAUGCUGGAGCGUGUCAAGCAGAGCAGCUACGAGAGCCCACCCGCGUUCAGCCCCGCGCUGGCCCGGCUGAUGGCCGAGCUGCUGUGCCACAACCCCCUGCACCGCCUGCGCUACCUCCAUCACUUCCAGGGACACCCCUUCUUCCGCGGCGUGGCCUUCGACGCCGACCUCCUGCAGAAGGACCCGGUGCCGGUGGCGGUGGCCCCGCAGCCCCCGGAGCAGCCCCCGCCGGACCCCGCCACCUUCGAUGACUUCGACUGCGACCUCGAAGUCCCUCCGACAGCACCCCCGGGCUGGCCCUGCCCUGGCUGAGCCCCC
Neopsephotus bourkii (Bourke's parrot) is the source of this 1247-nucleotide messenger RNA. It is a transcript of the gene RSKR, whose product is annotated as ribosomal protein S6 kinase related. The record is from RefSeq and is a predicted model, not a curated record. The transcript is spliced from 12 exons. Gene Ontology annotation, molecular function: ATP binding; protein serine/threonine kinase activity. Gene Ontology annotation, biological process: protein phosphorylation. The coding region runs from base 75 to 1241 and encodes 388 amino acids. Lineage: Eukaryota; Metazoa; Chordata; Aves; Psittaciformes; Psittacidae.